Messenger RNA from Amoebophrya sp. A25, 2590 nucleotides. The record is from the annotation of a GenBank genome assembly. NCBI's taxonomy places the organism in Eukaryota, Dinophyceae, Syndiniales, Amoebophryaceae.
GAAGAUAAUUUGUGUAACGGAAUAACAACAAAUACUCAACACGCCUCUGAAAUUCUGAAAAACAAGUAGUGUUUCGGAGGAGUACAAACCGCAUGUACUCAUAAUAAUACAGGCAGGAGCAGGCGCCUGCUGUCUGCGGCCGGACCGUCGAUCCAUCAUACACGACUGACUUAUUUUCUAAAUCAGAAACAGAAAGAAUAACGAUCAUGAAUCACGCCUUAUCCAGAACAGCCGGUAGCCUGCUUUCAGGUCUCGCCGGCCGAGCUCCAGGGUCUUCCGGUUCGCAGCGCGUCGUCCUAACCCAGGCAGUACCACGGCUAAAUCCUACCGCAUCGUCGGGGCAGCAGAUUAUGAGCACUGUUCUAUAUCACAUUCAGUCUUACUUAUACUUUUUGCAUCUUCAGGGGUGAAGGUAAAUUUAUUUUGGAACAAGGAUGUCAUGAUUUAAGCUCUAAGUACCCAACGAGGCGAGAUUUCCGAACGUCCAGGCCAUGUCGAGUUUUCUACGACAAAAUGAUUUCCUCUUUCCAUCGACCGGGUAUGCCAUCGACAUUUAAAGUGACCUCAGACCGACCGUGGUAUCCAAGGCGAAUUCUGGAGUAUGAGGUGAGGAGUUAUUGACUUCUGACGAUGGUGAUACGAAGACUUUUCAAUAUGAAUCAGGAAUCGGACACUAACACUAUAGAGUACUUACCUGCUUCGCGACUUAGCAUCAUCCACCUAGCGAUGAAUGUUGUUCAUCUUCAUCACUUAUCAUCAUGUUGUACCCAACCACAGGUCAUGCCACGUGACGAAUUUGGCGUUCCGGCACACAUCCCACCAGAUGUGAGCACCACGAUCCAACAUACGUAGUUUUCUCAUUGUUGUUUUCUCAUUGUUUUCUCAUUUUGAUUCAAAUCAUCACAUGAUAUGUUAUGAAAAACUUGGCGUGGCGGUCCGGCUUCUAACUAAACUGCUGAAUUUUGCCAAGAACUAACUCUUCUUAUAGGUUGUCCUCAUAUAUGGAGUGCGAUUUUUGAUUCAAAUCAUCACAUAAUAUGUUAUGUUAUGAAACAUUUGGCGUGGCGGUCCGGCUUCUAACUAAACUGCUGAAUUUUGCCAAGAACUAACUCUGCGCCUUGGAGGCGCUCCGGACCUUAAGGUAGUCCUUAGGCUGGCUCCUAUUGUCUUGCACCUGAUGCGUGGUGCGUGGAGUACUGUAGUGAACAGCCCACCAAACCCCGGGCUCACCUUGCCCCCGCUAUUAUUAUUAUGUUAUGAAAAAUUUCUCCACAACAAGCAGGUACCAUGUGCCACCAGAGUACUUUCCGUUUUUGAAGAAGAUGGGCGACGACACUCCGUCAUUAAAGCCAUGGAUGGAAAAAUUGAUAAAAGGUACACUACCCACCUUUCUACUAGGUGCUAUAAUGUCAUUGAUAAGUGAAAGGGUCUAACUGCUAUAAUGUCAUCAUUAAGUCGGGAAAGUGCCUAGGUGAUAGAAAAGUCAUGUUCUUUCACUAAGUAGUCUGUCACCACGAGGAUGUUAACCUCAGGUAAAAUGACAUUUGCCGACUACGAGGAGAUGUUUUAUCGGCAUGCUAAGCCUCUUCGUGUGCAUCGAACCAAGCUGCCCUUGCCGUAUAGAACAUUAAGGCUACUGGAGAACCCCGUCUCAUCUCUUCAAUCAAAAUAGAUACUGGGUUAGGAAAGGGUUGCUGGGAUCGAGUUAAUAUUUUUGAAAGCUUCACCUGGACAUAAUGGUAGUAGUAGCUGCGUCUGCGGCAUUUGUCUUUAUAGUUUAGAACGAAGUGCGUGGAGGUGCUCGUACGAAAAAUGUAACGGGACCGACCCUCUAGAAUCGUUUUUAACAACCUACUUACUACCUAGAGUUUUUACUUACUACUACUACAAACCUCCCUCCUCUUCCUCCUCCCGCUCCUCUAAUCUCAGAAGAAGAGAUCUCGCGGAACAAAGAAGUGGAAUGGGAGAGCAAAUGGUUGUCCUUUCGUCAGCGAGUUCGAGCCGAGUACUACAUCCGUGCCCUCUAUCGAGAUUGGGUCUUGGCAAUGGUCAUCGGUACAAACCUAUAAUUGUUGCUUCAUCGAGGGUAGUUGGGUCUUGGCAAUGGUCAUCGGUACAGGCGUACUAUUCUACUUGUUGCCUCGAGAUUGGAUGAUGGCACUCGUCAUCUGUAUAUUCUUUCUGUUGCUUUAUAGUACCAGUUUUUUAUAUCCUUCAUCUUGACCAAAUGAUCUUCGUGUCCUGACUUCUCCAUGUGUUUUGUGCUAUUGUCGGCGUUGCGACUAUGUUGCGUCUAGCCUUGUUGUAGUAGCAAGUUUACUAGCUACAUUAAAAGAAACUAAUAUCCACCUUUUGUGCCUUUCAGAUUGUGUAUCGACGUUAGAGGGACCACGCGUAGGCGUGUCUAUUUUUGAUAAUCGAGAUGCAUUUAGUCACAACACAGUUUGAUUUCCACCUCUUUUCUCCAGCUCUGUGGAUCUGCCAGAUCGUCGGAACACAGCAGGCAUUCUACUGCGAGGAUAUGAAGCUCUUCUACUUGGAAGCGCCGGAGCACAAGGUCAAUUGGGUCGUACCAAGGGGAGACCUCUAA